This is a messenger RNA of Cotesia glomerata, 1711 nucleotides long. RefSeq lists its product as uncharacterized. The transcript has a single exon. Lineage: Eukaryota; Metazoa; Arthropoda; Insecta; Hymenoptera; Braconidae. Bases 1 to 1683 code for a protein of 560 amino acids. The record is from RefSeq and is a predicted model, not a curated record.
AUGAAGACCGGUUUGAUAAUAAAGUUGUUCGACACAAGUCAAAUCGAAGAAAGUGACCUAUACAAUAAUCUCUCCGAAAAAACUUACAAUGAACAAGUCGAAGCUUACAACAAUUCGAUCGUUAGAUUCGAUUUGAUAAGGAACAAGUUAGAGAAUGGUGAAUUGAUUACUUCGGAUGAUAAGACUCUGGUGAUUGAUGUGUUUAAUAGAGAAUUUAAAGCAAUGCUGGGUUUAGUAAGUGGCGAAAGUAAUCGUUUAUCCGAAGCUUUGAAUUCUACAACGAGUAAAUUGAAGAUGGUUGCAAAAAACGCGUCUUUGCUGCUGGUUACAAAGAUUGUUGGCAAGAAAUCUGAGUCAAUAGGUGAGAUGAAGGUUAUUAAUUGGUCGGCGUUUGAUUCAGCUGAACCAAAUAGUAUUCUAUUGAAAAAUCGAAAAAAGAGAAGGAAUUUUGAAUAUGUUUGCCGGAAUGAUGGAAUACCGGAGAUUCAAAUAAAAAAAUCGCAGAUAUUUGAACCUGAUUAUAUAGAAAACGAUUGGGGAUCUGACUUUUACGGCUAUUCUAACUAUUCAACAAGAACGAAUUCAGAAUAUGAUCUUGAUGACUCUUCCAAUAAAAUGGAAACAAAUCCUACUUUUAAAGACUCAUUGUCAAAAUCGCAGCAUAUAUACGAAGCUAUAAAUGAAAAUUUUCCACAUUUUGCAAAACUACCCUUGGAAACCCAAGAAUCAGACUUAUCACAGUCGGAUACUCACAAAUCUGAUUUAAGAUACCCUUCAGCUAAUAAAAUGGAAACUAAUCCUACUUUUAAGGACUCACGGUCAGAAUUGAAGCAUAUAGACAAAUUAAUUGAUAAACAAUUUGCACAACAUCUAUCAAAACCACCAUUGCAAGAAUGCUGUCUUCUGCCCAACGCGAACAAAAAUCCAACUUAUCCCUCGGAAGGAAAGAUGUUCAUACUUAAAAACUCCUGCGGAUUCGAUUCAAUAGCCCAGAUCCUCCUAGCGAACGUUACUGACUAUCCGAAUUUUGAAAACGCGUCGCAACAAAACUCACAAAUCAUAGAUUUGAUCCUGAUACUUCGCGCGAGUCCUUGCUCAAAGGCAGCUUCUCUUCGGGAUGAUUAUCUAGUGUCGAAGAACAUAGCUCUUGCAAAAUUAGGCGGGAUCGCUCCCUCGCUUACUAUCGACCUUUUCGGGUCGAUUUUCGGAGUCUGGGGGAAGUACUUUGACGAACUGCCCAGCGCUUACAGACACUUCACCUGUCAUCCGGAAAACCGCACGAAAAAAUCAGCAUUUGAAAUAGUGAAACUUGGUCCGACUAGAAAGAUUUCGAUCGAAGAAGAACUCAAUAGAUUCACAAACGAUAAAUUACGGUGUCGUUUGUGCAAAAAUAUCUCUAAAACGUACUUUGAACUGCAGAAUUAUUUGUUCAUAGCUUUAACCAUUUCUGUGGGAAAUGAAAAAUACAAGUGCAAGUUGAACAUGUUCCCCGAAAAAUUGAACUUCUUGAAAACAAAAUUCAGACUCGCGGGAGUCAUAGAGGGAGAUUCCGAACAUUUCAAAGCCUACGUUCGGCGAAUUAACGGUGACUGGGAAUUGUACGACGAUUUGAAAGAAAAAGUGACUGAAUGUUUUGCAUUUAAUGUUAUCGCUCCUGAAGCUGUUGUUUACAUCAGAGAAUAAUUGAAGAAUUAACAAUGAUAUUUUUUUU